Onychostruthus taczanowskii (white-rumped snowfinch) is the source of this 1342-nucleotide messenger RNA. It is a transcript of the gene FARSA, whose product is annotated as phenylalanyl-tRNA synthetase subunit alpha. Bases 242 to 1309 code for a protein of 355 amino acids. The record is from RefSeq and is a predicted model, not a curated record. The transcript has 7 exons. Gene Ontology annotation, biological process: tRNA aminoacylation. Gene Ontology annotation, molecular function: ATP binding; aminoacyl-tRNA ligase activity; tRNA binding. Lineage: Eukaryota; Metazoa; Chordata; Aves; Passeriformes; Passeridae.
GAGGAAAUUGAGGAGAAAUCGGGGAUAUGGGGGGGGGGGAGCGGCGGACACGCGGCCUAGGGCAGCCUCCUGCUCGUCUCUGCCUUCACACAGCGCCGUGACGCGGGGGUGAUGUCACUGACUGAGUGAUGUCACCGCAGGUGUGAACGCGAGGAAGGUGAACCCAGACCGGGGGCCGCUCUGGGCGAGCUCUGGGCCGAAUCAACCGCCUGGGGCCCGCGGAGGAGCCGCUUGGCGCCGCAUGACGUCACUGCGCCGCUCCGUGACGUCACGGCGCCCCCCGCAGCCACCUGCGCGCCCCCCGCCACACCCAACAUGGCGCCUCCCACGCCGCGCACUGCGCAGUCGCCACACCCAAGAUGGCGAACGCACCACCUCCCUCCCCCUGCGCGGCACUUCCGGUGCGCCGCGCUCCCUUCCGGCGGGCUCCCUUCCGGCCAUGGCGCCGAGCGUGGCGGAGCGGCUCCUGCAGCGGCUGGAGGAGGCGGCGCCUCCCGGCGGGCUCUGCAGCCUCGAGGCCGCCGCCCAGCUCGGUGUCGACCACCAGACGCUCGUGGGCGCCGUGAAGAGCCUGCAGGCGCUGGGCGAGGUGAUCGAGGCGGAGGCGAGGACGGCCACGCGGUGGGAGCUGAGCCCCGAGGGCGAGGAGGUGCUGCGGGACGGCAGCCCCGAGGUGCGGCUGUUCCGGAGCCUGCCCGAGGAGGGGCUGCCGCAGGCCGAGGCCAUGAAGCUGCCCGGGGGCUCCUUGGGCUUCAGCAAGGCCAUGGCCAACAAGUGGGUGCGCCUGGAUAAGGGAGCGGCCGGCGGGCCACGCGUGUUCCGCGCCGUGCCCACGGUGCAGGACGCCGUGCAGCAGCAGCUGUGCCGCGCGGGCGCCGGGGCGGCGCUGCCCGAGCGCGAGCGCGCCGAGCUCAAGAGGAGGAAGCUGCUGCUGGAAGUGACCCUCAAAUCCUUCUGGAUCCGCAAGGGCAGCGCCUUCAGCACGGCCGUGGCGCGGCCGCACACCGAGCUCACCCCGGAGAUGAUCGCCACGGGCUCCUGGCGCCAGCUGCCCUUCAAACCCUACAACUUCUCCUCGCUGGGGCUGCCCCCGGCCUGCGGCCACCUGCACCCGCUGCUCAAGGUGCGCUCGGAGCUGCGCCAGAUCUUCCUGGAGAUGGGGUUCACGGAGAUGCCCACGGAUAACUUCGUGGAGAGCUCCUUCUGGAACUUCGACGCGCUCUUCCAGCCGCAGCAGCACCCGGCCCGCGACCAGCACGACACCUUCUUCCUGCUGGGUGGGUGCUGGGGGGGCGCGGGGAGCUGCUGAGCCCACCCCCACCCCCCGGGACCCCUCUGAGCC